Molecule: messenger RNA, 1374 nt
Organism: Hydractinia symbiolongicarpus
Lineage: Eukaryota; Metazoa; Cnidaria; Hydrozoa; Anthoathecata; Hydractiniidae
Product: androgen-induced gene 1 protein-like
Exons: 2
Coding region: 167-874 (235 amino acids)
Cellular component (GO): endomembrane system; membrane
Source: RefSeq, a predicted model, not a curated record
UAAGAGCGAAGGAGGGUGGCAUGUGAUCAGUGUAUGAUACAAAAUUCAAAGUAGCGUUAGAGCCGAUGUCAAAGUUUUAUUACUUUCGAUAACAAUUUUUAUGGUCAGUUUGAAGUCAUAAAGUUAUCUGGCGUUGUCUUACAAACAUUGAAAACGAGAUUUAAAGAUGGCGUCUAAAAUCGCGUUACAGUUGUUGUACCACUUCUCUACUUUCACAUUCUAUGUGUACACAGAAUACAAUCCGAUUGUCAUACCGGGAUCCAAUCUUAUCUAUGGUGGUAGAUACAAGUACCUGACAGUGUUGAAUAUUUUUUUAUCGAUUUUCUACUUCGGUUACGCCACUCUGGUGGAUUUGAAAGACUUAGUUGUCAACAAAGAAAAGCUUCAACGAAACCAAAAAAACCGUAGCCGAGAGAUACUCGAUUAUAUAUUUCUCGGUGUACUUUUUCCAGUAUCUCUUACCGUUAGCAUUUUAUUUUGGGGGAUAUACGCAAUCGAACCAGAUUUAAUGUUACCAGCCUUCAAAAGAAAAUAUAUGCACCCUUAUGGAUUUUACAAUCAAGCCAUUCAUACGGGACCGAUUGUAACAUCGUUGUUGGAAACCUUGAUUACCUUUCAUAAGCCAAGCGUCAGUUUUUUCAAAGGAUGCAUCGGUUGGGUAUUGUACGCAGCUACUUAUCUGAUGUGGAUUCUGUGGGUAGCAUAUCGUGGUAACUUCUGGGUGUAUCCAUUCUUGAGAGGAAUGAAUAUAGUGCAGCGUGUUUUGUUUUUUGCUGGCGCUUUUUUGUUCGGAUCGGCGCUUCAUAAGAUAGCUGUACUCCUGACUUGUUGGUGGUGGAAAGCUGAGUUAAAACAAACGAAGAAAAUUUGUUAAGACGAAAUAGAAUUUUUUUAGAAUAUGUGCCACGGAUUUAAAUUUUGUGACUAUAGUGUACUCUCCAAUUAGCGGACACCAUCAACUAAAGUGUCCGCUAAUUUGAAGUGUCCGCCUUUUGGAAAGUCUAACAUUUUAAGCCGCAAAUUAGAAAUUAAAGCCGAUUUUUGUAUCACAAAGGAAAAAUAACAAAUGAUAAUAUUUUAAUAUUAACAUAAUGAUAACAAACCAAACUUUCAAUCUUCACAGAUCUUUAAAAGUCUUUCAAACAAAUUUUAACAAAUGAUGGAUAAGUGAUUAAAGAUUAUAUUUUGAAAUUUUUAAUUAAUUGUUGACGGUCUUUGGUCUCUUCUUAAUGGAGGAGAGAGUUUCUCUUUCCUCUCUAAACGCUUAGUUCUAUCAACCAUGAAAAGCUGAUAAAGUGGUUGUAAAGAAAAUUGGGGAGAAGCUGGACACAAAUGUUGCAAAAUGUUUGAAAUAAAUGUUAGAAAAACUAUUCA